AUGCCUAUCUGGAGUUCGUCGUCAGUAUCCUUCUCCUCCUCCGUCUCAUGGAACGGCAAGACGGACAGCCAGCGAUACGCGAAGCAGACCCAGAAAACGCCCGAAGGCACCACCAUCAAGACCGCGUCGCAGCGGUCCGGAGAACCGAUGUACACCGAGACGCUCGAGUACGAUUCCCAUGGCCGACCUAUCGUGGAUGGACGUGUUCUGCGUGGCGGUCCGCGAGAGGCCGGUCGCAUUGAGGACGUAUUGGAUCGCAAGUCAUGA
Messenger RNA from Colletotrichum karsti, 267 nucleotides. RefSeq lists its product as uncharacterized. The record is from RefSeq and is a predicted model, not a curated record. NCBI's taxonomy places the organism in Eukaryota, Fungi, Ascomycota, Sordariomycetes, Glomerellales, Glomerellaceae. The coding region runs from base 1 to 267 and encodes 88 amino acids. The transcript has a single exon.